GGGGCAGGCCACAGUGGGGCCGCAUCGGUGGCAGAGAGUGACGUCAUCGUGAAAAAGUGACGUCACCAGACGCGAUGCGGUGUCGCUGGGAGCUGAAAUGGCACAAAUUCGGUCUGAGUCACCACCGACCGGCCUCCUUCGGAACUGCGCAGUGGCAGGAUCCGGACAAAAUCAGCAUCGGCUAUGUCAUCUACCGCUUCGUCAUAUUCAUCUACUUCUGGAGUUUCUUCAUCUACGAUCUGCUGAGUGACUAUGACACCAUUCAGAUUAGUUAUUAUAUGAUUUAUCUAACAAACUGGACGUAUCUAUCAGCCAUUGUGGACAUCGCGGUACAGUUUCUCUCUGCUCUGACUGCAGCCUUCAGAAGCCGGAACGGUAUAAAGCCACUGGUUCCCCACUGGCUGUACAAGACACACUGGGUGAUAGUGAACAUCUCCCACACGAUAGCACCGCUGGUCACAAUCAUGUACUGGGGAGGAGUCUUCCCCUUCCUCGACUAUCCGGUGACGUACGCCGACCUGCACCUGCACCUGCUGACCACGCUCUACACUAUGGCCGACCUCUUCAUCCACGGCACCCCCCGGCGCUACCACCACGUCGUCUACCCGCUGGCCUUCGGCAUCACCUACCUCCUCUUCAGCAUCAUCUACUACCUCUGCGGGGGCGUGGACGGCAGCGGCAACACCGGGAUAUAUCCCAUCCUGGACUGGGCUAAGCCGGGACUAUCGACAGGAACAGCCGUGGCGGCGUUGUUGUUGGUCCUAGGACUUCACGCAGCUACAUGGGGUGCGGUAAAGUUGAGGCUGAAGCUACAUGGAAAGUGGAGAGGAAAGAAGGUGACUGUUGAGGCAGGAUUUGAUGCCAAUGGUGGAGAAGGCGGUGGAGGAUCAGCUGAGGGUUCUUCCGGAGCGGUGACGAGUUCUGGUGACGUCACAAGUUCUGGUGACGUCACAAACGGCGAGCGGGACGCAUACAUCAGUGUGGAUAUAGGAGACUCUUCAGGGCGAGCGGGGCAGAGUGAGAACCAGAAGGGUGAACAGGAUGCUGGCAAGGGUAAGGCGUUUGAUAAUGCUGGACUAGAGGUGGAGGAUGAUGGUGCUGUGAAUUCACCAAAGAGUGGAGACAGGACUCAAAUAGUGUAACCAGGGUUUGGUAAGGGUCAUGCAGGCUUCAACCGAGUAUAUAUUCCCAUAAAUGUCUCAGUUUAAGUGAGAUGUAGCUACCAUGAGCUACUUAUGCGAGACUUACAAGAAAUGACUGGUGAUGAUUUAUAAGGAAUGACGCAAUAUGAGGAAUAAUCCAGGGUAUUUAAUGCGAAGGCCCCAUGCAAGGUCUUCGCUUACAGGGUGCUCCAACGAUGUAUCGGGAUGAUGAUAGUCACUGGCUUACUCAGAAAGAUGUAAUGGGCAAAUAGUCAGCCAAAAAGCGUUAUUACAGACUUAUCUCUUUAAAAAUGUUUGAGAGUAACAAAUUAUCUUGACUUAAGUAUUCCUUCGGUCAGGAAUCGUCAUAGUGAUUGGAUUAGGGAAAUUUUCAUUUGCCAAAUUAUGUAACAAUGAAUGCGACUGUUAAUUGAGCGAUUGUUAUUUUACGAUAAUCCUUAGCUGCAGCCUUUUCCGCAAUACCUAUUCAUCAAACACCAAACAUACCACCACUCUCCGUUGGUCGAUUUGAUGCCGGUUGUAUAAUACCAACUGGUAUUAUACACACUGGUGUGUGAACUGAGUGGAAGGUUUCCACUCGCUGUUAUAUCAUCGCCUCAAGUCGUGGACAUGACUUGUCGCAUUGUCUUCGAUCCCGCGCGAGUGUCAUUGAACAACUGUGAUACCUAUUUCUGAUUGACGCAUGUGACUUUAUCACAAGCCAUCUUAUGACGGGAUCAUUGUCGCCAUCUCCUUCUUAUCAGGGGCUGAAGUGGUCGCCAACCGCCGAAAUUUGACAGAUUUACGCCCCUAAAAGGUCACGAUAGUCGUCAGGUAGAACCAGGGUGUGCCCUGAUAAUGUGGAAAGUGUACAAGAACUGUAACCGUGCCUCAGUUUUGUUCCUAAGCGCUGCGAUGACUUGGUGUUCCUAUCUUGUUGUGAACUGUCUGGUGCAAGUGGUUGCUGAUGUUAUGUUUGAAGAUAACUACAUAUUCAAAUUUCAAAAUGUGAUUUACUAUGAAUAUAACUUAUAAAUAUGUCGCGGAGCGCACAUCCGUAUAAUGAUAAGGGAAGAGCAAAAAGGUUAUGAAAUAGUUUCUUCGCUCUGGUGUCCAUUCUUUCUCAUCGUUCACUUUUGCCAGUAUCUGUUUCUGCCGAAUAAUUGUCGUUUUCAAAUGAUAUUUGAUAUUGCAUCAAUGAAUAUACGCCCAUUACGCUUA
Molecule: messenger RNA, 2363 nt
Organism: Amphibalanus amphitrite
Lineage: Eukaryota; Metazoa; Arthropoda; Thecostraca; Balanomorpha; Balanidae
Product: protein rolling stone-like
Exons: 5
Coding region: 75-1142 (355 amino acids)
Cellular component (GO): membrane
Source: RefSeq, a predicted model, not a curated record